Platichthys flesus (European flounder) is the source of this 1052-nucleotide messenger RNA. RefSeq names its product dehydrogenase/reductase SDR family member 13-like. The transcript is spliced from 6 exons. The record is from RefSeq and is a predicted model, not a curated record. Bases 33 to 986 code for a protein of 317 amino acids. Lineage: Eukaryota; Metazoa; Chordata; Actinopteri; Pleuronectiformes; Pleuronectidae.
CUGCUGGAGACUCAUGAAGCUGCAGAUGAACCAUGUUGGUGCUGCUGCUGGCUGCUGCUCUGCUGGGAGGAUACAUCUUCCUCACAAAGACGAUCUUCAGAGGCGCUAAAUGUCGAGGAAACGCAGCGAUGGCCGGAAAGACCGUCAUCGUCACAGGAGGAAACACAGGUAUCGGUAAAGCCACGGCGCUGCACCUGGCCCGGAGGGGGGCCCGGGUGAUCCUGGCCUGUCGGAACCGGGACAAGGCCCAAGCUGCCAUCGCUGAUAUACAACAGGAAACAGGAAGUACUGACGUCCUCUUCAUGCUGCUGGACCUCGCCAGCCUCAAGUCCGUCCGCUGCUUCACUGAGACGUUCCUGAAGACCGAGGGUCGGCUUGACCUGCUCAUCAACAACGCUGGUUUGGUCGCUGACGGACGGACGGAGGACGGCUUCGGCAUCGAGUUCGGAGUGAACCACCUGGGUCACUUCCUGUUGACCUGCCUGCUGCUGGACAGGAUGAAGGAGGCCGGGGGGGGACGGGUGGUCACCCUGUCCUCCAUGGCUCACCGCUGGGGACACAUCGACUUCGAGGCUCUGGCGGAGGACAAACACCUGGGCACCGGCGGGUACAGCUGGCAGUUCUUCAUGGCGUACUGCAACAGCAAACUCUGCAACGUCCUCUUCACCCACGAGCUGGCCAAGAGGCUGAAAGGAACCAACGUCACCUGCUACAGCGUGCACCCUGGUGUCGUCCGCACUGAGCUGUCCAGAUACGUCGGCCUGUGGCAGAAGAUUUUCAUCAAGCCCAUUGCUCGGCUGCUGUUCCUCGACCCGGAGGCCGGAGCUCAGACCACGCUGCACUGCGCCCUGCAGGAGGGAAUCGAACCUCUGAGCGGACGUUACUUCUUCUGCUGCGGCGUACAGGAAGUGUGCGCCCGGGCCAGAGAUGACGCGGUGGCCCGUAAACUGUGGGAGGUCAGCGAGAGGCUCAGUGGACUGUCUUAGUGUUUGGACUCAUUGACCAUGAACUGUCCCUGUGUCUGUCCCACUGUGAAUACAUUCAUGACCACG